AUGGUGCUAGAGAGAGAUUAUGCCAAUGUUCCUGAUUCUUCAUCUUCGGAGGUUGUACCUAAGAGUCUUCCCUUCAUUUCAUGGGUGGGAGUGAAUGACUUUGCUGUCAUCUUUGAUGGCUUGGUCGAAAGAUUUGUUGAUGGUCGAGCUCAAUUCUUACUCUGUAAGGAUCUUAUCAGUUUCUUGAACAACAAUUGCGUCCUGGGCCCCAGGUAUCUGGAGAAGAAAGUUGACCUGCUCUGCAAGUAUGAACCUCACCCAUUAAGGGCUCCUAUCCCUGUUCGUCAAUCAGAAGGGAUUGACUAG
Molecule: messenger RNA, 306 nt
Organism: Prunus armeniaca (apricot)
Lineage: Eukaryota; Viridiplantae; Streptophyta; Magnoliopsida; Rosales; Rosaceae
Source: the annotation of a GenBank genome assembly